CAGAAUCUAGAAUUUGACAAUCAGAUUUUUUCUUGCUUCUGUCUUCACUUAAAGCAGACAUUUCAGCAGAGAAGCUAGGUAAUGUGAAAGAAACAUUCGUCUCAUUUUUCGUUUCUUCAGAAAUGGGAUGAAAAAACGUGUGCAAUACAAAUAAAUGAAUACUUGUAAAUAAGCACCCAUGUACAUUUCCUUUUUAUUUUCGUUGUACGUUUUAAAUUGUUACAUUUAGACGUGAAAAACGAUGUCGAAUCAAAUAGUUCAAUAUGUUUUGUUAAGAAGUGAUUUAUUGAAGGAAUUAGGCUGGUCGAUAGGUGCUUUAGUAGCCCAGGCCUGCCAUGCUUCUACCGCGGUUUUGCACCUGUACAGAGAAGAUGAUAAUACUGUUAAAUAUUUAACUGACUUAGAUAAUAUGCACAAAGUUGUUCUGGAGGUACCAAAUGAAGAUUCUCUCAAAAAGGUAGCAGAAAAAUUGAAAGAGAAUUCCAUAGAUCACAAACUUUGGAUUGAACAACCAGAAAACAUACCUACUUGCUUAGCCCUGAAACCCUAUCCUAAGGACCAAGUCAAGAAAUAUGUAGGCAAAUUUAAAUUAUACAAAGCUACUUUGAGUAGUGAAUUAGCAUCAUAAGCUGGUUUAAAUAAACAUUUAAAGUUACAUAAA
Molecule: messenger RNA, 661 nt
Organism: Plodia interpunctella (Indianmeal moth)
Lineage: Eukaryota; Metazoa; Arthropoda; Insecta; Lepidoptera; Pyralidae
Exons: 2
Coding region: 242-628 (128 amino acids)
Molecular function (GO): peptidyl-tRNA hydrolase activity
Source: RefSeq, a predicted model, not a curated record